AGCGCCGCCGCCCCGCGACCCGCCUUCCCCCGCCGCACACAAAAGCCCGGUCCGGCCGCCUGCCCCAGCCCUCUUCGUCACCGACACCGACACCGACCCCGACACCGGCCCGGCUGCAGGAUGCCAAACUGGGGAGGAGGGAAGAAGUGUGGUGUGUGCCAGAAGGCGGUGUACUUUGCUGAGGAGGUGCAAUGUGAAGGCAACAGCUUCCACAAGUCCUGCUUCUUGUGCAUGGUCUGUAAGAAGAACUUGGACAGCACGACAGUUGCUGUGCAUGGAGAGGAGAUCUACUGCAAGUCCUGCUACGGCAAGAAGUACGGCCCCAAGGGCUACGGCUACGGGCAGGGAGCAGGGACCCUGAGCACUGACAAGGGGGAGUCUCUGGGCAUCAAAUAUGAAGAGGGCCAGCCCCACCGACCCACCAACCCUAAUGCAUCCAGAAUGGCCCAGAAGGUUGGAGGCUCUGAUGGGUGCCCUCGCUGUGGUCAAGCGGUGUAUGCAGCCGAGAAGGUGAUUGGAGCUGGAAAGUCCUGGCACAAGUCCUGCUUCCGCUGUGCCAAGUGUGGCAAAAGCCUGGAGUCCACGACCCUGGCAGACAAAGACGGGGAGAUCUACUGCAAAGGUUGCUACGCCAAGAACUUUGGCCCCAAGGGCUUUGGCUUUGGGCAGGGUGCUGGGGCCCUCAUCCACUCGCAGUGAGGCACCAGGGUGGGCUCUGCACUCACUCAGGGCUCACCCAGAGCAGCCUGCUGUGCUGCCCGAGCCCUCCCGCACCGCAGUGAGCAUCCUCAGCACCAUCAACAGCCACCUGCUGCUUCACAGCACCAGCCCCUCCCUGCCCACCCCGGCCCUGACGCUGUGGGAGCCCCGUCAUUGUCCCCAUCAGGUCCGGCUGGUUUGGGUGCUGGCGGGGGGACAACUCACACCCACCCGCAGCCGGGCCCGCGCGCCCCAAACGUUCUGCUCCGCGCCGCCCGCCCCGGGCCGGGAGCUCAGCCGUGCCGCCUCACCGAGCAAGCAAUAAACAUCAAAGCUGA
Molecule: messenger RNA, 1037 nt
Organism: Apus apus (common swift)
Lineage: Eukaryota; Metazoa; Chordata; Aves; Apodiformes; Apodidae
Gene: CSRP1
Product: cysteine and glycine rich protein 1
Exons: 6
Coding region: 121-699 (192 amino acids)
Biological process (GO): sarcomere organization; muscle tissue development
Cellular component (GO): nucleus; Z disc; cytoplasm
Molecular function (GO): structural constituent of muscle; actinin binding
Source: RefSeq, a predicted model, not a curated record